This is a messenger RNA of Xiphophorus couchianus (Monterrey platyfish), 2036 nucleotides long. RefSeq lists its product as uncharacterized. Lineage: Eukaryota; Metazoa; Chordata; Actinopteri; Cyprinodontiformes; Poeciliidae. Gene Ontology annotation, molecular function: RNA binding. The coding region runs from base 250 to 1719 and encodes 489 amino acids. The record is from RefSeq and is a predicted model, not a curated record. The transcript has 3 exons.
AAACCCGUCCGUUCGGAUUUGGGUAAACAGAGACACCUAGAGGACAAGUGGCGCUACUACACCAGCAUACAGUCAAUCCGGCAAACGGAGCCACCUAGUGGACAGAGGAUGUUCCUACAGCAUCCCACUGUUUUCACUCGAGAGUGAAAAUGAAACUGAACGGCUUCUUUAGUUGUGAGUGGUUAUAGCAACGCAAAGCGUGGCUGGAGAAAAGGCGGUAAGAGCGGGCUGCGAUGUUUUCUGGGCUCCAUGGCUACAGUCAUGGCGGACAGCGGCAGGACGGUGGUCGUAUCCGGUGUGCCCGCGGUGCUGGAGUUCAGCAGAAUGGUCGACAAGUUGACCAUCCACUUUCAGAGCCGCAGGAUAAGUCACGGAGGGGACGUGGAAGUCGUGAAAUACCCCACUAACAUGGUCGGAGUAGCCUUCGUGACUUUUGACCAAGCUGAAGAUGCAAAGCGGGUGGUGAGAAAGGAGCAGCACAUCAUGAUGGAUGAGGAGUUUACUCAAGGCUACGCUCUCACUGUGUUUCCCUUCAGCACUGAUGUGUUUCUGUACGUGGCCGGCGCUACGGUGGACCUCUCAGUUUUCGGCAGAGAUCAGGCCUCUCUGAUCAAAAGUCUGCAAUCAACUCACAGAUCAAUCCGCUUCCAAGCGUCGCUCCAGCAGAGGAAGGCCUCCAUAGAGGGUCCCGUCUCUGCCGUCUGUGCCCUGAAAGAGGACCUCAUCCGCAGGGCCAGCCAUCUCAGACCCUCAUCCCAAACCGCAGUCGGCAAACCCAGAGCUAGCUCUCCUCAUCCUAGACUAGCAUUCGAGAAUAACCCAACAAGCUGCAGAAGCACAGACGCUAACAGGGAAGCAGCAAACUCCAGCAGCUUAUCAAAGUCACCUCACAGCACCGGAGAAGCAGGAGAAGUCCAAAGCCUGAUCUCCAAAGCAGAAACUCCAAAAGCUUCCUUGAGGCAGAAAGUCUCUAAUGAGAGUUUGGCUGGAGGGAGCUUCAGACAAGCGGUUGGGGAGGAAAUAAGUACACGACUCGUCUCCUCAUCAGCGCUCGCAUGGUUCCCUAUGGAGGAGACAUUCACUAAACAACAAAGAGAUUAUAGGAGUCCACAACAACCCGGCAAGUCGGACAAAAUCCCUGCCAUCCAGAGCGGAGCUAAUUAUUGGAAGGAUCCCGGCAGCCCGAUGAGAAACAGUAAGUUCCCUCAGAAUGACCUGAGAAAAGGUUCAAUUCCCUCAACAAGCAACGCAGGGGCUUCUGAAGCCAUUUUGGUUGACUUGCACACGUUCAGGUACAUAGAAAAAAUUCGCAAGACAGAGUUAGACAGGUGCUUGAAGGACGUUGACAUGACUACCAAGGAAGUAGAAGGAACUGGAGUUAUGCAAAUAUCACUGAGUGAGAAACAACCCUCUGGGGCCUCAUCAAGAACCCUCAAAGACGCUGUGGGAAACCUGGAGAAUAUGAUCAGCUUUUGGCAGUCUCAACUGAGAGUUCACGUGAUCUUGUACAACAAAGCAAAGUUUUUUGACAAGCAGAAACUGAUUGAGAUCUGCAACCAUGUGAACUCCUGGUAUAGUAACGUUCUGUAUGUGUUGGAGAAUUCCUCCAUUAAAGUGAUCGGCCCUUUAGCAAGCAUGCUCCUGUUCAGUAAGGAGCUGGAGGACAGGAUGGAUAAAUACACUCCUGUGAAGCCUAUUAUAGGCAAAAACAGGAGAUAAAAUCACAUAUGAGACCACAAGGGGGAGCUGUUGGGCCUGACAAAACCUUUUCUUGCACUGAAAUUAGCACGUACAUUUCUGCUUUUACAACAAAUGUGCCCAAACAAAAAAAAGACUUUUGUUUUAUUUAAUUUUUGUUUUAUGUAAUCUGUUUUGCAUAAAUCAUUGCUCUAUUACAGAAGACAAACUUCUCAUUAAAACCUAAAAGGUGACAGAUGACAACCUGCCUGAUGUAAUCACAUCACUACAACUUCUUUCAAUAAACUCAUGCAGUAUUUUGAUUGGUCUGUCGCCAUCAAUAAAACACUGACAUCUGC